Molecule: messenger RNA, 1758 nt
Organism: Penicillium bovifimosum
Lineage: Eukaryota; Fungi; Ascomycota; Eurotiomycetes; Eurotiales; Aspergillaceae
Product: bifunctional C97 family peptidase/thioredoxin family protein
Exons: 4
Coding region: 1-1758 (585 amino acids)
Biological process (GO): protein modification by small protein removal
Molecular function (GO): peptidase activity
Source: RefSeq, a predicted model, not a curated record
AUGGAUGUCUCUCUUUAUGUCUACGAUCUAUCCAAGGGUCUGGCCCGAAUGUACUCCCUUGCCCUGACAGGGACUCAGAUGGAUGCUAUUUACCAUACAUCUAUAGUCCUCAACGGCGUCGAGUAUUAUUUUGGCCAGGGUAUUCAGACCGCUGUUCCAGGUAGUACGCACCAUGGACAGCCCCUGGAGAUCGUGAAGCUGGGUACCACUGAGCUUCCCCAUGAAGUUAUUGAGGAAUAUCUGGGAUCAUUGGCGACGAUCUAUACACCGGAGUCGUACGACCUCUUUUUGCACAACUGCAAUAACUUCACCCAAGACCUGUCAAUGUUCCUGGUCGGUAAAAGCAUCCCAGAACACAUCAUCAAUCUUCCGCGCACUUUUCUGGAAACUCCAUUUGGACAGAUGAUGAAACCCCAAAUCGAGAUGGCUCUCAAAGGCGUCACUCAGGGCACUGGGGUUGCUCCUGGUCCAAGUGCCACAGCCAGGCCUGCUCCUCCCGCACCGCAACCCGUGGCACACCCAGGAGCAGGCACAGUCCGCAUAGUGCGAGACAGAAGCCAACUAGAGAGCGAGCUGUCCGCCGCAUCUCAUUCCUUCGCGGUUGUUUUCUUCACGUCGGCAACAUGUCCGCCCUGCAAGGCUGUCUACCCGAUUUACGACCAGCUGGCAGCGGAAGUGGACGAGCGAGGUACCCUCAUCAAAAUCGACGUCGGCGUGGCUCGCGAUGUUGGCAUGAAAUACGCUGUGUCUUCAACGCCGACCUUCAUGACCUUCCUGAAAGGGAAACAACUGGAGCGGUGGAGCGGUGCAACCCCAGCCAAACUAUCGGACAAUGUCCGUAUGCUGUUGGAAAUGGCAUACCCGGCUCAUCCCCAUCGCCAGCUCGAACUGCCCAGUCUCCAGCGAGAGAUUACCAAUCUCGUCAUGUACAAGAAGGUUCCGCCGCUUGAUAAGCUCCUUCAGAAACUUCCUGUCUCAUUUAAAGAAGCUCGGGGUGUCACGGAAGUAAUCAAAUUUAUCCAACAGCGUUACUCGACAACCGUGCCCGCCGAUAUCAAAGUUCCCGAUUUGCAUACUUUCGCCACAACAUUGAAAACGACGUAUCCCACACUCCCCGUCGACAGCCAUUUCGCCGUGGUCGAUCUGGUCCGCCUUCUUCUGCUCGAUCCACGCAUAAGCGGCUACUUCGCCGAAGAAGCCCAACAUACAACCCUCCUCACUCUCCUUGCCCCGACCGAUCUACCCUCCUGCCCAUACAAUCUCCGCAUCGUGGCUCUUCAAUUAGCCUGCAAUCUCUUCAGCACACCCCUCUAUCCAGAGCAACUCACCUCUUCCUCCUCCCCACUCCGCAAAACCUGCCUCGGUCUGGCAACCAAUUCUCUGUUAGACUCACACGCUAGUCUUCGCGUUGUCGCCGCCUCUUUUGCGUACAAUCUCGCUGCAUACAAUCACAACGCCCGUUUCAAUGGGCGACCUGAUCCACUGUCCGAGGAAGAUCAGGUCGAGCUGACGGCAUCUUUGCUCGAGGCUGUUGCUCGCGAGGACCAGAGCGUGGAAGCUCUGCAUGGACUGUUGUAUGCUCUUGGUCUGAUUGUCUACGAGGCCCCGAUGGAUGGUGCUUUGAUUGAUCUGUGCCGUGCCAUGGGUGUGACGGAGGAUAUUUCUGCUAAGAUGAAGAUUGAGGCUGUUCAGAAAGAACCGCUGCUUAAGGAGAUUGGGGGAGAACUAUUUGGCAAGGGCUUAGUUACUGAGGGAUAG